GUCUCCCUGAAGCGCGAGCGCUGUCCCGUAAUGUGCCGCGCAGUGCGUGCACGCGGAUUAACCAACGUAAUCCGCGGGAGUUUAGGCCGGUGACGAGUGUGACAGGCGCGCGCAGAGAUGCUGAGAUCCCCUCUUCUGCAGCUUCAUCCAUGGCCCCGUCAAUCUCAUCCUCAUUGAGAAGAUCUCCAGAGAUCGCCCUAUGAAGCUCUGGGGCGGCUUCAUCCUCGAUGCUCCUCAGACCCGCCUGACAGAGACAAGCGAAUGAUUACAGACUGCCGGAUCAUGAGGCAACACGGUGAGGGCAGAACUUUCCGAACCCAAGAGGCGGCUGGAUUCUCCUCAGCAAAGUCACAACAUCCAGAUCCAUCCUUCUGCAGUGGAAGAAGACCUGUGAAGAUCCAGACAAUUACACAGAGGACAAUCUCAGAUUUUAUGACACCUGUAGUCUAUGGGGUGUGUGAAUACCAUGGCCUUCAAGGUCGUUGUCCAUGACCUCAGCCUGUGUGAUCCACUCCAUGUAUCCUUUCAGAUCCUCAUCUAACUGUUGUCUUUCCCUCAGCUGCUGAUAUUCUCCACUGCGAGAACUCUUCUCUCUCUCCUUAGUGAACUCACUGACCACAGAGGAAAAAUUCUUGAGGCAAAUCUACCCGUCAACUACUUUAAGUAUUUUGAAACAUCAUGACUAAUUCUGUUAUGAGCUAAUGUCUGAUGUUUGUACUGACCCACACAAAACUCCCAGAACCAGAUUGAGGAUGAAGAAUGAGCCCAACAGAAUCAGGGUGACAAAAUACAACCAGGGCCACUCCAUUCCGAUCGCAUCAUUCACCUGUAUAAAACAAAACCUGCUGUCAGAUCUCAGUCAAGCAUCUGAGAACCACUUGUUAGGAUCAGAUCAGGUUUACUGACCCAGUACAGAACAUCUGUCCAACCCUGCGUGGUGAUGCAUUGGUAUACGCUCCAGGCCAAUAAUGGCGUAAAUUGUGACCAUGAAGAAAACCAGCAGGGCGAUGUGGAACAGAGGCAGCAUGGACUUGAGAAUGGAGCUCAUGACCACCUGCAGACCUGGAGGAGUCAUUACACUUUGAUGAGCACACAUCCAUGAGGAUUCGACUAGAGAGAUGUGAGCAGAAACAGGUGACGAUAACUUACUGGGGACCCCGGAGACGAGACGCAGGGGCCGCAGGACUCUGAAUGCUCUCAGGGCCUUCAUAUUGAACCCUCCUUUCUGUUCCACUGGAGCCUCCACACCACUGAUGUUAUUGAUGAAGUCCACCACGAUGGUGAACAACCUGAUAGAGAUCACAACACGAUGAAGCAUCUGGAAAGUUCUUACCUGAGGAAGAUGAGCCGGUGAAGAUCUCUCCGUAUCCUUACACACACCUGAGUGAUGUUACAGGUGGCGCUGGAGUUGCAGACACACUGACAGCAGGAUGUGGAGAGACUUACAUAAAGAGUUGAAAUACAAAGAGAGGGAAAAUAAAUCUAUCAGUUUUGUGUGAUAAUGGCGCUGCGAGCCGCUCUGCUGAAGAGUAUCUGGUACGCUUUCACUUCACUGGACACAGAAGAUAGCGGGAAAGUGUCCAAGUCACAGCUGAAGGUUCUGUCUCAUAAUCUUCACAGUGUUUUGAGGAUUCCUCAUGACCCAGAGUCCCUCGAGAGACACUUCAGUGAUGAUGAUGAUGGUCCAGUGUCCACUCAUGGGUACAUGCCCUACCUAAACCAGUUCAUACUGGACAAGGUGGUGGAGGGUACGUUUGUUAAAGAAGAGGUGGAUGAACUGUGCUGGACUCUCUGUUCUAAGAAAUACUACCGUCCUGAAACGCUCCGUGUUCUGUCCAAUCAGGACGCACUACGACUUUGGUGUCUCUUUAACUUUCUGGCAGAGGAUCAGUAUCCUCUUGUGCUUGUACCAGAGGAGGCGGAGUAUUUGCUGAGGAAGAUCAGCAGCGUGAUGACCGUGGAGUUGAACUGUGUUGACGUGGAGGAGUUUCUGUCACAGGACUGCGUUCAGAAGGACGGUUUGAACGUCUGGAGUUUCCUGCAGCUGGUGAACUCGGCCACUAUAGGUCGAGGGGUGGACAAAGACAGUAUCAGUAUGGCAAUAGAGAAGGUGUAUCGAGAGAUGGUGGGGAGCGUCCUGAAAGAGGGAUAUCUGUGGAAGAAGGGUCAUUUACGUAGGAACUGGACGGAACGCUGGUUUUGUCUGAAGCCUGGCUCUCUGUCGUAUUUCAUAAACGAGGAUUGUAAAGAGUGUAAAGGCGUCAUAGAUAUGGACCAGAACUGCUGUGUUGAGGUGCUGUCUGACAGGGAAGGGAAGAGAUGCAUGUUCUGUGUGAAGACCCUUAACAAAACCUUUGAGAUCAGCGCAUCUGACUCCAGACAGAGACAAGAGUGGAUUACAGCGAUCCAAACAGCUUUGCGUCUGUCUGCUGAGGGAAAGAGCUCUCUGCACGAGGAGCUGAGGGCACGUCGACAGGAGCUGCGCGAAGAGAGGGACAGGAGACGUGCGUUUCGGGCGGAGGAGACACGCAGGCUGCAGGAGUUGCAGGGGGAGCGCGAGGAGCAGCUGGCUGAACUGGAGCUUCUGAAGGAGGCGCAGAGACAAGCUCGGGACUCCUUACGGCAGGAGGAGCAGAGGAGGCGCAGUCAGCAUGAGGAGCUGCAGAAGACCCUGCAGAGACAGCUGCAGGAGGCAGAGGAGGCACGAGCAAAUCUUCACGCAGAGGUAACCGUACGAGAUCUUGAGGUGGAACAUCAGCGCAGAAGAAUCAAAGAACUCGAAGAUCUUCAUUGCAGACUGCAGGAAGCUUUAGAUCAACAGAUCAGAGCCCGCCAAGAGGAGGAGACCUACAGAUAUACACAGACCAGGCUCCUGGCGGAAGAGGAGGAGAAGGUGAAGUCUCUUCUGGCUCUACAGGAGGAGCAGGAGGUGCAGCUCCUCCAAACCCAGCGAGAGAAACAGGAGCUCAAGCAGGAGAUGGAGAGAAAGUCACAGGCUCUCGAUGAGGCCCAGCGACAGGUGGAGAAAAUCCGGGCCAGUCGACGUCGAGUGGAUCAGGACAUCGCUGCUGCUCAGCGAAAGCUUCGACAGGCCAGUACCAGCGUGAAGCACUGGAACGUUCAGAUGAACCGACUCAUGCACCCCAUUGGCCCUGGAGAGAGGAGAUCUUCUUCCAGUGGACCUCUGACAUCUCCAGUCCGUGCCUCUUCAGUCAGUGAGAUAGAAUCAAGAACUCACCAGAGAUCAGAGAGAGAACUACACAAACACAAGAGCUUCGACUGUGGGGACAAUAUAAGAUAUGUUGAGAAUAUGGACUUCAGCCACAAACAUCCUUCUGAUACCGAUGAUCAAUAGACCUGACAUAACGCAGAAUAAACCUGACAUAGAGAAGUGAUAAACCUGACGUGGAGAUAAAUAAACCUGAUAUAAUGCUGAGUAAACCUGACAUAGAGAUAAAUAAACCUGACAUGGACAUAAAUAAACCUGACUUAAUGCUAAGUAAAUCUGACAUAGAGAACUGAUAAACCUGAUGUUGACAUAAAUAAACCUGAUAUAAAGUUGAGUAAACCUGACAUAGAGAUGAAUAAACCCGACUUAAUGCUAAGUAAACCUGACAUAGAGAUGAAUAAACCUGACUUAAUGCUAAGUAAACCUGACAUAGAGAUAAAUAAACCUGACCUAAUGCUAAGUAAACCUGACAUAGAGAUAAAUUAACCUGACUUAAUGCUAAGUAAAACUGACAUAGACAUAAAUAAACCUGACUAAGUAAACCUGACAUAGAGAUGAAUAAACCUGACUUAAUGCUAAGUAAACCUGACAUAGAGAUAAAUAAACCUGACCUAAUGCUAAGUAAACCUGACAUAGACAUAAAUAAACUUGACUAAGUAAACCUAACAUAGAGAUGAAAAACCCGACCUAAUGCUAAGUAAACCUGACAUAGAGAUGAAUAAACCCGACCUAAUGCUAAGUAAACCUGACAUAGAGAUACAAAUAAACCUGACUAAGUAAACCUGAUAUAGAGAUGAAUAAACCUGACAUAAUGCUAAGUAAACCUGACAUAGACAUAAAUAAACCUGACUAAGUAAACCUGACAUAGAGAUGAAAAACCCGACUUAAUGCUAAGUUAACCUAACAUAGAGAUGAAUAAACCUGACCUAAUGCUAAGUAAACCUGACAUAGACAUAAAUAAACUUGACUAAGUAAACCUAACAUAGAGAUGAAAAACCCAACCUAAUGCUAAGUAAACCUGACAUAGACAUAAAUAAACUUGACUAAGUAAACCUAACAUAGAGAUGAAAAACCCAACCUAAUGCUAAGUAAACCUGACAUAGAGAUGAAUAAACCCGACCUAAUGCUAAGUAAACCUGACAUAGAGAUACAAAUAAACCUGACUAAGUAAACCUGAUAUAGAGAUGAAUAAACCUGACUUAAUGCUAAGUAAACCUGACAUAGAGAUAAAUAAACCUGCCUUAAUGCUAAGUGAACCUGACAUAGACAUAAAUAAACCUGACUUAGUAAACCUGACAUAGAGAUGAAUAAACCUGACAUAGAGAAGUGAUAAACCUUAGCCUACCUGAGUGAUAAGUGAUAAAUAAGCCUGACCUAGAGUUGAAUGACAUAAUGCUGAGUAAAGGUGAUGUAGAGAUAAAUAAAGAUGACAUUGAUGCUAAAAACAGUCUGAUGUUAAAUAUGUAAUGAAUCAGUUGUGUAUUGUGUGUGUGUAGUUGUGAUGAUUACUGUAGUGUCAGUGCGUGUGGGAGAUUUGAGUGAAACUCUUGUGGUUUGACUUCCUGUUUCCUGUCUCAGCUGAAGAUGCUGUGUUGUGUUUGUUAGAUGAACGAUUCUUUAUCAAACAUUUCAUGUACAUAAAACAUAACAUGUGUGUGGAGAAUCACAGCAGUGUGCUAUAAACAGAUAAUCACAUGACAGAGACUCAUCAUCAGACACAUCUGAUCAUGACACAAACAAGAGGAGGCCAGUUUCUACUGGACUCAUAACUAUGGUUUUAUUUUAUUAAAAGUUUAAUGACCAUG
Molecule: messenger RNA, 5034 nt
Organism: Misgurnus anguillicaudatus (oriental weatherfish)
Lineage: Eukaryota; Metazoa; Chordata; Actinopteri; Cypriniformes; Cobitidae
Source: RefSeq, a predicted model, not a curated record